Colletotrichum destructivum is the source of this 2629-nucleotide messenger RNA. Its product is annotated as Putative zn(2)Cys(6) fungal-type DNA-binding domain-containing protein. Gene Ontology annotation, molecular function: zinc ion binding; DNA-binding transcription factor activity, RNA polymerase II-specific. The coding region runs from base 335 to 2122 and encodes 595 amino acids. Lineage: Eukaryota; Fungi; Ascomycota; Sordariomycetes; Glomerellales; Glomerellaceae. The transcript is spliced from 5 exons. The record is from RefSeq and is a predicted model, not a curated record. Gene Ontology annotation, biological process: regulation of DNA-templated transcription.
UUGGGGCAACAGCCAUGGCGCAGGAAAGAAACAUAAGGAUGGCGAAUGCAUCAAUCAGGGACAGGAACGCCCCAAGGUCCACUACUCAACCGCGCACGCUUACUUGAAUAUCACCGUCUCCUUUACUGCAGCGCCAUUAUAGGCAUCUAUCCCUCAAUCAAGUCAAUGCGUUCUUUCAAAGUCUCAGCCGUGGCGGAAGCGCUAGCGUGUCAGUAGUCAAAGGACCGACCUAGACAACCUUGUCUUUCAGCUCUUUUCCUGCUAUUAAAGAGGCGGGCACCAUGCAAACGUUGAAACCCGCGUCCUUCCACGUCGGGGAGCAUCUUUGGACAUCAUGGCCGCCGAGUCGUCGAAGCCAACGUCGAAGCGGCGGAUGAGAGUCCAAAAGUCGUGCACCGAAUGCCAGAGACGGAAGCAGAAGUGCAUAAUCCGGCAGACAGAUGCACCAUGCGUGAACUGCUCGAGGCGCUUCCCGCCCGUGGAGUGUACCAUCACCCAGGUCGCGUCGUGUAACCCUAGGCAAGCGUACGAGGACCAGGUCUUGACCUUUGAACUGCCCUCACUUUCUGGGGGACAGGGGAAGCAACCGGAGGAUCCCUUGCAUAGCUGCCACUCGAAAGCGCUACCGGGGAUUGCAUUCCUGGACUUACCAUGGACCCUGACUAUGCGAAAUCGCCGCAGGAAGGAAGCCAGAUCGAAAGACGUGCCUGGCCAUGAUCGUAAAAACCCAAGAAUAGCACACUGUUCCGAAGACCUCAAAUACCAAGAUAAGACACUGGCGGAGACGAAAGCGCGUGCCAACCUCUUCCUCGAUGGAGAUGGCGAUCCGAUGGCGUUUUAUCACAGCAGUCCCGCUGCUAUCGGUGGUAUACUUACAGAGGUUACGACCCUCCACGGAAUGCCGCUUCCUGAAGGGCCCAGAACAGCAGAGCUUCUACGUUUUUAUAUUGAGGUCGUCGCACCCAACAUGGUGUCAAUUGACGGCCAGAGCCAGCCGCCUGUGUUCCUUGCCGAGGUCCUGCCAUGGAUGCUGCAGUCCCCUUUGUUUCCCAACAUUGGCAUCCUGAUGUCGUCGACGACUCAGGCGCUCGAGCGAGGAUCGGAGAUCUCUAAAAACCCAGAGUCGCUCGCUCUUAAGGCCCGGGUGCUGUCCAUCAUUGCAGAAUACAUGCAGCGGCCAUUCGACGCCAUUGCGAUAGAGAUGGUCCGCUCCAUCGUAAACCUCGUCGUUAUGGAGUGGUUUUGGGGCGCCGACGAAAGCAUGUUUGCCCACAUGAGAGGCAUCAAACACAUGAUCAAACUCAAAAAGGGCAUGCGUGGUCUGGGAGACAUUGUGGGCGAGUCCAUCAUGAUUCUCACCGACUACGAGAUUGCGUGUGCGUUUGAGACGGACCUCUACUGGUUGGAGAAUGACCCGGCCCGGGACGAGGAAAUCCCUGUGCCGACGACGUGGCCGGACUGCUAUGACAGCCCGUUGAUGGCGUCCUCGUCUCGGUUCGAGAGCAUCGCAGGGAAGCUUGGGCUAUGCGCAACGGCGGCCAAAAUCCUGGACGACGUGCGCUUUCUCACAGUUUCCAUCACGUCACAAUCGGCCUCGUCGGGAUGGACGUGCAAGAUUCGUAGCACAGCAACGUGGCUGUAUAACAGACUGAGAGACAGAGACACAGUCGGGCCUGCCAUCGUCACAUCGGAAGAAGAAUGGAUCCUCGAGACUGUCCGGAUCGCCGCUCUGAUCUACAGCUGGUCCAUCAAGUCGAUGCGCCAGAUAUCUCGAUUCGACGACAACGAGACGCUCGAGGCCGCGUACCAAGCGCUGACGAGCGUAAGUAUGACAACAUGGAAGCGGAUACCGGGGGUGUUUCUCUGGAUCAUGUUGGUGGCGGCCCCGAAUGCGGCGCCGGACGCCAAGGGGAGGUUCGUGAGGAGGAAGAUGGCCGUCACGGGGCUGUCGAUCGGAUUCGAGGACUUUGGGCUCGGGAUAUCGUACCUAAAGGCCUUCUGGAGUGUCCAGCAGUGGAUCGCCAAGGAGGGCAACGUGGGGGUGCAGAGGCUGGAUGACAAGUGGUCUUCGACUCUUGGCCGGGAGGCUCGGUCGAGUCACAAAAGUCACGAGAGCGUCUGACCCUCGUAGGCUUGCGCGUUGCGUGCUUCAGGGGGUGAGAGGAACGACGUAGGUAGGGAGGCGAGAAGGAAGGCCAGGAGAAGAAGAAGAAGCCCCCUGCGGCGUCACGACUGCAUCACCUCUAGUGACUGGGCGGGCUGGACUCGACUGGAGUCACUGGACCAGUGGACCGACCAUUUCUGUGCGUUUCUUUUUCUGUUGGGGCAGCUAUGCAGCUGCUGUGAUGUUGUUGGUCGAAGCCUCGUGCGUGCGGAGAAAGGAGGGAUGAUAAGCAUCUCGGAUUACCAAAAAGGGAAUACCGGUGGACCCCGUGUUCGCAUGCACCUCUGCACUCCGCAUUGUCUUUUUGCCUCUUAACCUCUUCCAGACGCAGCUUUCUCCACCUCUCACUGUUGGCUCUGUUGGCCUGGGCUUUCGGACAAGGAUGAUAAUGGGGAGGGAGUGUAUCCUCAGUUCUGGACCUCAGGCGCCCUAUGUAGCAAUUUGAUCACUCCAAUUUGAUGACUG